UAACUAUAUAUACACCUAACCCACCCCCAACAAACAAGUCUCCCCACCAAAAUCAGUUUUCAAAAACUUCCCCGAACUUCUCUCACCUGAAAACUUAUCAAAACUCUCCAAAAACCUGCAAAAAAAAAAAAAAAAAAUGACUCUCAGUGGAAUUCCGUUGGCUACAUCGGAUCUCCAAGUCGGCGACGGAGGCCGGAAGAAUUCGACAAUGAUUUGCGCUCCGUUGAUGGCGGACUCCGUCGAUCAGAUGCUCAUACAGAUGCGAAAGGCCAAAGAGCUCGGUGCGGAUCUCGUUGAGGUUCGAAUUGACAGUUUGAAGAACUUCAGUUCUCAACGAGAUCUCGAAAUUCUCGUAAAACAGUGUCCUUUGCCCACUCUAGUCACGUACAGACCAACAUGGGAAGGUGGUCAGUAUGAUGGGGACGAAACCAGUCGACAGACUGCACUGCGGCUAGCCAUGGAAUUGGGUGCUGAUUAUAUUGAUGUGGAACUUAAGGUGGCUGAUGAAUUCUACAAUUCCAUUAAAGGCAAGAAGCCUGAAAAGGUCAAAAUCAUUGUUUCUUCUCACAACUAUCAAAAUACUCCAUCCAUCGAGGAAAUUGGCAAUCUUGUUGCAAGAAUACAGGCUACAGGAGCUGACAUAGUGAAGAUUGCAACAACUGCCUUAGACAUCACCGAUUCAGCACGUAUUUUUCAAGUACUUGUGCAUUCUCAAGUACCAACAAUAGGAAUUGUCAUGGGUGAAAGGGGCUUGAUAUCACGGAUACUUUGUGCCAAAUUUGGUGGAUUUCUCACUUUUGGUUCUCUUGAUGAAGGAGUGGUAUCAGCUCCAGGGCAACCAACCAUAAAAGAUUUGUUGGAGUUGUACAAUUUCAGACAGAUAGGGGCUGAUACCAAAGUACAUGGUGUUAUUGGAAAACCUAUUGGACACAGCAAAAGUCCUCAUCUAUAUAACGCAGCAUUUAAGUCAGUCAAAUUUAAUGGAAUUUAUUUGCCUCUGUUGGUAGAUAGUGUUGCAAACUUUCUCAACACCUAUUCGUCUCCUGAUUUUGUGGGUUACAGUUAUACAAUUCCACACAAGGCAGAUGGACUUAAAUGCUGUGAUGAGAUCGAUCCAAUUGCCAAGGAAAUAGGAGCUAUUAGUUGCAUGAUCAGGAGACCAAAUGAUGGGAAGUUGAUGGGUUAUAAUGUUGACUAUCUUGGAGCUAUUGGAGCUAUUGAGGAAGCACUAGGAGGUUCCCAAGGAUCUGUUUCACCCCUAUCUGGUAAACUGUUUGUUGUAAUUGGAGCUGGUGGUGCUGGAAAGGCACUUGCUUAUGGUGGAAUGGAAAAAGGUGCAAGAGUCGUAGUUGCCAAUCGCACAUAUGAAAAAGCUAAAGAACUUGCCAAUAAAGUUGGGGGAGAAGCUAUUACUCUUGCUGAAUUAGAAGAUUUCCAUCCAGAAGAGGGGAUGAUUCUUGCUAAUACUACAUCUGUAGGAAUGAAACCAAAAACUGAUUUGACACCCUUAUCUAAGAAAGCUUUGAGUUAUUACUCCUUAGUUUUUGAUGCCAUCUACACACCAAAAUGGACCAGACUCUUGCAAGAAGCGCAAGAAUCAGGAGCCAAAGUUGUGUUUGGGACAGAGAUGUUCAUCAAUCAAGCAUUUGUACAGUUUGAAAGGUUCACUGGCUUGCCCGCACCAAAAGCACUGAUUAGGGAAACUCUCGCGAAAAACACAUAAGUAGCUGCUUUCUUUAUCUCCGCUUACAGCUGGAUGGAUACUUACCGAUUACAGCUAUAAUUCAUUUCGGUCUAUUAGUUUUGUUGUUUAGUUUUCGAGUUUUUCUGUUGUAUAAUCAUUUCCUACUUCAUUUAUGAAUGAAACUGAAGGUGAAUCCUUUGUUCAAAUCAUAUUUGGAAUAUUAGAGCAUGGCUGCAGGAAGGAACCAUGGUAACAUAUUUGUGUAGCCAGCUGCAAAAUGUUGGGAUAAUAUUUUUGGCAUGUGCAAUGAGAUUCUUCACUUUGAUACAA
Cornus florida is the source of this 2014-nucleotide messenger RNA. RefSeq names its product bifunctional 3-dehydroquinate dehydratase/shikimate dehydrogenase, chloroplastic-like. The record is from RefSeq and is a predicted model, not a curated record. The coding region runs from base 137 to 1723 and encodes 528 amino acids. Gene Ontology annotation, molecular function: 3-dehydroquinate dehydratase activity; shikimate 3-dehydrogenase (NADP+) activity. The transcript is spliced from 11 exons. NCBI's taxonomy places the organism in Eukaryota, Viridiplantae, Streptophyta, Magnoliopsida, Cornales, Cornaceae. Gene Ontology annotation, biological process: shikimate metabolic process; chorismate biosynthetic process.